AUGAAAUAUGGUAGAAUAGAUAUCCAGGUUACUUGUAAUCAUUUGCGUUGGCAUUGGCAUUCUAUUGAAGUAUUUGAGGUAUGCUUUGUGGAAAUGAGUUUCAGAAGGAUAAAGGCAAUUCGAAAAUGUGAGCUUCUCACAACCAGGUUGGAGUCGCCACUUCUAGAUAGCGAGAAGUUUCAACAAUGGGUUGGGGUUGGGGUAGGUCGAGUUAAGUAUCAGAGACAUAUUCCGAUAAGCUUGCAGCAAUACAGAGCUCAGUUGAGUUUGCCAAAUGAGAGAGAGAGACUCAAACGGGCAUUUAUCGUUUUUGUUCUUGGGUUCAACAUCACAUUCUUCGCUCUUAAGGGAUUGAAGUGCCAAUCUUGGAGCCGUUUCUGUCUGCGAAGAUCACAUCACCUGCCUUCCCGCCUGCAUUCUUGGAGAUGUUGCCAUGUUAAAGGUGAAAAUUCAGAGGGGGCUUUAAGCGGUGAAAGCAUUGUCUUGGAUGAACAAACAUUAGAACAAGAACUGCAGAUGGCCAUUGAGGAAGAAAACUAUGCUCGAGCGGCAAAAAUCAGGGAUAGCCUCCGGCUUCUUCAUGAUGACGGCAAGGCUUCUGUGCUAGCAGCAAAUAAUCGGUUUUACAAUUCGUUCAGGAAAGGAGACAUGGCUGCCAUGCGAGCCCUGUGGGGAAAAGGGGAUAAUGUGUGUGUUGUACAUCCUGGUGUGGGUGGGAUAUCAGGUUACGAUCUCGUCAUGGGAAGCUGGGAGUUUGUAUGGGCAGACUAUGAAUUCCCGCUUGAGAUUGAGGUAAAAGAUGUUCAAGUUCAUGUCAAAGGUGACGUUGGGUAUGUCAAAUGCAUUGAAGUGGUUAAGACCAAAGGCAGCAGUUGGGGGAAACAGUAUGUAAUAAACGUGUUUGAGAAAAUUGAUGGUCAGUGGUGUAUUUGCAUUCACCAUGCUUCAUAUGUUGACUUGUGAAGCAGAUUAAUUGUAAUCUUUUCUUCGUCAAGAUAACAUCAUCUCAUUAGU
Messenger RNA from Macadamia integrifolia, 1014 nucleotides. RefSeq lists its product as uncharacterized. The record is from RefSeq and is a predicted model, not a curated record. Bases 1 to 963 code for a protein of 320 amino acids. The transcript has 6 exons. Lineage: Eukaryota; Viridiplantae; Streptophyta; Magnoliopsida; Proteales; Proteaceae. Gene Ontology annotation, molecular function: protein binding.